Paramecium pentaurelia is the source of this 288-nucleotide messenger RNA. Lineage: Eukaryota; Ciliophora; Oligohymenophorea; Peniculida; Parameciidae. The record is from the annotation of a GenBank genome assembly.
GAUGGUACUCAUUCUUAUAUAUCAUAGCCAUCUGCUUAAACAAUGAAAUUGAGAAGCCAAAACUAUUAAGGAAACAUUCAUAAAUAAGGAAAGGUUCCAAAAUCAUUGAUUGUAAUAUAAUUGAAUGUUAAUAUUGUAAUAGAAAAAAGAAGAAAAUCUACCAGUGGGUCCAAUAUUAUUAGGAGUAUUCUUGUUUGUAGUAGUUGGAUCAGGUAAUAAUUAUUAUUUAUUUAAAAAAAGCCUUGUUUCAAAUACUCAAUGUAGCUUCAAGUGGAUAAGAUGUUUGAU